Cloeon dipterum is the source of this 2232-nucleotide messenger RNA. RefSeq names its product yuri gagarin (gene yuri). The transcript has 5 exons. The record is from RefSeq and is a predicted model, not a curated record. The coding region runs from base 111 to 1865 and encodes 584 amino acids. NCBI's taxonomy places the organism in Eukaryota, Metazoa, Arthropoda, Insecta, Ephemeroptera, Baetidae.
UUGGCGCACACAAUUCCUAUGCAUUAACUAUUACCCUCUCUGUAUACACCUGGUAUACACACAUACUCUGUGGCUGCGUUAUCUACUUGCAAUUAUUUUAGAAAGCGAAAAUGAGCGAUUUUUAUGGGAGGUUGGCCAAGGACGCUUUGGAAGAUGACGUGUCUGAUGUUUCUGAUGGUGAACUGCAAGAAAUGCUUGCUAACAUGGACGACUUGGAUGCAGGAUUAUUUGGAACGGCAAACAUCCCGAAAACGGUGCCAAAUAAGUCACCUUCGCCACCACUUCCAGAUCCAGACGUUCAAGAAAGUUAUAAAAUAAUCCCAGCCGCUACAAAGUCUGCUCCUUUGGGGAUCCCAAAAAGUAAAAAAUCGGAACUUUUGGCAGAAUUAUUUGGAUCCGACGUUGAAGAAGUGCUACCUAAAGAGGUUAAACCCAAAAUAGAAUUUGAUAUAAGACAACCUCCUUCAAACCCAGCAAUACCCAUUGUAAGAGAGAAAGAUGAUGUCCAGGGAAGUCUGAAUAGUUAUGAGCCAUCACCAGGAAUAAGAGGGAGGCGAAGAGCAGGGAAACCAAAGCCAACAGAGGUUUUGUGGGAAGAAUUUCUCCAGCCAGAAAAAUAUUUGGAGAAGCCAAGAACAGAAGAAAAAGAUGCAAAAGUCAAAGAUAAUAGGGCUCCUCUUCAUUUGGAAAUACUUAAAACGGAAGACGAGCUUGUGCCCCGAGUCGAGGAGCGGCGGCGUGUUGCUGAUGCCAUUCCAGCACCACAGGAAAGCAAACCAGUUGCUGCAGCAGUGAAAUUUGAAUUGACGGACAAAAUGAAAGAACAAAUUUUGGCCAUGAUAAAGGAAGAACAACAAAAACAAUCUGAGGAUAUUAAUUCCAGAUUAAAAGAAGAAUUGCGAAUUUUAAAACAACAGAAUCUGGAGUUCAAAGAAAGAUUGGGGCAACUGGAAGGAUUGGUUGCUUCUCAAAAGGAAAAUAUAAAGGAACUGAAUAAAGCUUUGGAGAACGCAAGUAUUUCUUUUACUGAGCAGCUGGAUGUUAGUUUAGAACAAUUCCAGAGAACUUUACAAGAACAAAAUCUAAUGCAAAAAGAAAAAUUGUCUGCUCUCCAAUGCCAGCUAUCGCAGCUUGAAGAAAGGGUGCAGGAUAUGCAACAAGAGGCAGAUUCAAUUCAACCUGUGCAGCUCUCACUCAAGGAAAAAAUAUCGAGCCUACAAGCUGGUUGUGCAGAGUCCCACGAACAACUCGUCACGUUCAUCAGCAGUGUACGAGAAAUAAAUUUGGAAGAAGAAAAGAAGACAAGGAAGCAAUUAGAGGAGAAAAUUUUCAAACUCUCUAGUCAGAUCGGAAAUUGGGAAAUACUGGACAGAAAAUUGGACAUAUUUGAAGGAAGGCUUGACAAAAUUGUCUCAUCUAUCAGCUGCAAUAGAAACGAAGAAGAAUUAGUGAAGAGACUGGAAAGGAGUGAAAAUAGCAUUUUGCAUAAACUGAACUACUGCAGCAGUCAGCAGGUACGCCACGAGAACUGGCAUCAGCAGCAGUUAUCCAACAUUUCAGAGCACCUAGAGCAGCGGCUGUGGGGUGUACAAAUGCACUUGGACAUGGUUGUUGCCAGUUUGAAGAGCGAGGUGGGCACCUUGAGGACCGACACGAACAACAGGAUGGGCGAUAUGGAAAACAAAGUUAUUAGUGCUGAAGACGAAACAAGUCGACUAAGUAGGCUGGCUGAAAGGCUUUGUGCGCUGCUGCAACUGUGGGAGGUUAGGAACAGAGAGACCACAAAAAUUCAGCAGGUGGCCGAGCAGAGUUUGAGAGAAAGAUUCAGUUUGGCAAUGGCAGAGAUGAAGCUGGAUGACAAAUAGUUCAUAUCAUUGAACCAGAGCUCAUUAUCUUAAUUUUUAUCGAUUUAUUUCAAUCCUGAUUUAUAUCAAUGAAUGCCUUAAAUAUGAAAAAGUCUAAAAGAAUUUUAAUUGUAUUGAGCGCACUGAUGAAAGCACUUUGAGACUAACCGAACUUGUUUGCGCUCAAUUAUACUUCAGCCAUGCUUGGAAACAUUUUUCUAUUAAAAUAUACUAAAACCAAGAGACCAACAAGCUCUCUAUAUCCACUAAAAUCCCGCAACCUGCUAAACAUACGUUCAAAACGGGUUUGCCUAUUUGGCAAGGUUGUAAAAUCGUGAAUAUCAACGUAAAGCAAUAAAAUUACCUGCAUAAAAUAUAGAUGCAUUUU